AUGACCAAGAACACCAUGAACGUCUUCGGUACAAUAACAGACUCGGGGAAAGAACCACUCUUAGGAGGAAUAUGCGGGAAGCGCUUGAUGCCCCAUGUCAUCGACGCAACGGCUAUCGCGACGCCAGAUGUCGCAUGCAUGUUCGUCCCCCGGACUCCCGGCAACUCUCGCAAUGGCUGGAAGCCUGUGAGCUGGGCGCAAGUCGCGAACGCCGUCAACUUCGCGGCUCAUAUGCUGAUCGAUCGAGCUGGGAGGCCAACGCCGGGCACUUUCCCUACGAUUGCGUAUAUCGGGCUUGAAGACCCGCGCUAUGUGCUCUUUCUCAUGGGCGCCAUUAAGGCCGGGUACAAGGCUCUGUUUAUCUCGCCGCGAAAUUCCGUUGCGGCACAGGUUCACCUGUUCAACAAGACGGACUGUGAUAUCCUAUACCACGAAGAGACGUUGGCAGCGAUGGUAAAGCCGUGGGUCGCCGGACGGCCCGGAUUGAAAAGCAUCGUAAUUCCUCCUUGGGAUGAGUGGGUGAACACGACUGUCGCCCCAUUCCCGUAUACAAAGACCUUCGACGAGGCCGAAUGGGACCCUUUUGUGGUCCUCCAUACGAGCGGUAGCACGGGUCUACCCAAGCCAGUCAUUAUCCCCCAGGGCUCGUUCGCCCUGAACGACCUGCAUCGUUAUGUUCCCGAGUACAAGGGUAACCUGCCGUGGUUACCGACAUGGGGAAAAUUCGAUAACCCGCGAUACCUUUGUACCUGUCCUCUGUUCCAUACCGCAGGUAUCGCACCCACGGUUCUGUCAGGCUUUUACUACAACACUCCUGUUGUAUUCCGCGAUCCGUUGGUUCCUUUCACGGGGGAUAACGUGGUGGAGUGGUUGCAGAACUGCGGCGCGACCUAUACUGUCCUGCCCCCGGUCAUUCUGGAGCAGAUGUCGCGGUCACAAGUAGCGCUCGAUGAGCUGAAGCAGUUACAAGUUGUGGCCUUUGGAGGAGGCCCAAUCGCGCCCGCUGCAGCGGCCUCCCUGCUGAAGAACGAAGUCAAGCUAGUCAACGCCAUCGGGGCAACUGAGUACAUCUACAUGCCGUACUACACGCAACCAGACUCAUCUCUCUGGGAGUGGUUUAUCGUCCCGACACAAUUGUUGGGUAUCGAGUGGCGGCCCUUUGGUGAGGACACAUUCGAGCAAGUCUUCAUUCGGCAGAACAAGGAGCAUCCGGGUGUGCAGGGGUGCUUUUAUGUCUUCCCUGAGCUAGACGAGUAUAGUACGAAGGACCUCUACCGCCCGCAUCCGAGUUUACCAGACCACUGGACCUACGUGGGUCGCGCCGACGACAUUAUCGUCUUCUCCACCGGCGAGAAACUCAACCCUACCGCCAUCGAAGGAGCGGUGAUCGGACAUCCGGGGGUUUUAGGCGCGCAAGUCGUCGGUGCGGGACAUUUCCAUGCUGCACUGCUGAUUGAGCCGGCGCAACAUCCGGCAAAUGAGCAGGAGAAGCAAAAGUUACUCGAUGAUGUUUGGCCGGUCAUCGAGAAGGCCAACGUGGAGACUGUCGCGCAUGGUCGCAUUUUGCGUGACUAUGUCUUUUUGUCUGACCCAGCGCGACCCUUCCCGCGUGCCGGCAAAGGAACCAUCCAGCGCGCCAUGGCUACAAAGCUCUACACAGAUGACAUUUGCCGCAUCUUUGAGUGUAGCUCCGAAACUAACAGCGCCUCAGCUGCUGCUGUGGAGCUCGACUUUAGCUCAGAAACAGCCCUUGCAGAUGGGAUCCGGACAUUGGUGCAACAGGCCUUGAAGUUGCCUGCACUCGACGUUGAUGAUGAUUUCUUCACUGUGGGCGUCGACUCGCUCCAGGUUCUCCAACUAGCACGGGUGCUGAGCGCUAGUGUCAAGCAGACCAUUGAAGGAAGGAGUAUCUACAGCCACCCAACCAUCGCCAAGCUCAGUUCCUUCAUUAAUUCUCUAGCCGAAUCUAAUUCGAAUGGAACUGCAGCCACCAGCACUGUGGCCGACACCCUGGCCCUAUGCUCAGCACUUGUCGAAAAAUACACGCAGAAUCUCCCUUCCUCAACAUCCGACAAGCCCCUUCCCGCCGCUACAAAACAAACCAUUAUCAUCACUGGCACAACUGGAGCUCUAGGCUGCUACCUCCUUGACCUCGCCCUCGCAAGCCAGGGCAUCACAAAGAUUAUCUGCUUCAACCGAACGUCUGACGCACGCGAGCGCCAAAUCGCAGCAAGCAGCUCCCGCGGCCUGUCCACCGACUUCUCACCAUCCCGCAUCGAAUUCCUCACCGUUGACCUUUCCUCCUCAGCUACAUUCAACCUGCCCGACGAGAUCGCAGCUCGCCUCAUGAGCACAGUCGACCGCAUCAUCCACAACUCCUGGCCCGUGGACUUCAAUCAAUCCAUCGCGUCCUUCGAACCACACCUCCUUGGCAUCCGACACCUCAGCGACUUCGCAGCUGCCGCCGCCAAAUGUAUCCCUAUCACCUUUGUCUCGUCCGUAAGCACGGUCGAGCAAUGGCCCGAGUCAAGCCUCAUCCCCGAACAACCCCUCUCAGAUUUUAGCCACGCCUCCCAGAUGGGCUACGGCCAGUCUAAACUUGCCGCAAGCCUGAUCCUCGAUGCGGGCGCGACAGUCUCGUCCGUGCCACGGAAUAUCAUCCGCGUAGGACAAGUCGCCGGCCCCCGGGCCGAACAAGGCCAAUGGAACCCGCGCGAGUGGCUUCCGACUCUUAUCCGGAGCUCAGUAUUCCUCGGCUUCCUGCCUAGUCAGCUUGGAGUGCUGGGUAAUUUGGGCUGGGCGCCUGUGGAGGACAUCGCAGGUGUUAUUUGGGAGAUUGCUACCGGCCAAGAUGGUAAUGGCGGAUACUUCCAUGCGGUGAAUCCGAACCUUCCAGACUGGGGGGGUGUUAUUGUGCCCGCGGUCAUGGAGUUCUAUGGAAGCCGGAUUGAGCGCGUUGUGAGCUUGCAAGAGUGGGUGGAGGCGUUGGAGAAGAGCGCAACUGGCGAGGUCGAUUUGGAGAAGAAUCCCGGUGUGAAGCUUUUGGAUACGUAUCGUCUUGCUGUUCUUGCGUCUACGAAGGUGACGGAUGGUGAGGCGGCUAGUGGAGGCUUUGCAACGGAGCGGACGGAGAAGGCGAGCAAGACUAUGCGCCGGAUGGAGCCGGUGACGGGGGAGUUGAUGAAGCGCUGGUGUAAGCAAUGGCAGUUCUAG
Penicillium odoratum is the source of this 3213-nucleotide messenger RNA. RefSeq names its product acetyl-CoA synthetase-like protein. The coding region runs from base 1 to 3213 and encodes 1070 amino acids. Gene Ontology annotation, molecular function: phosphopantetheine binding. The transcript has 2 exons. Lineage: Eukaryota; Fungi; Ascomycota; Eurotiomycetes; Eurotiales; Aspergillaceae. The record is from RefSeq and is a predicted model, not a curated record.